Molecule: messenger RNA, 4706 nt
Organism: Syngnathoides biaculeatus (alligator pipefish)
Lineage: Eukaryota; Metazoa; Chordata; Actinopteri; Syngnathiformes; Syngnathidae
Gene: radil
Product: Ras association and DIL domains
Exons: 21
Coding region: 530-3889 (1119 amino acids)
Biological process (GO): substrate adhesion-dependent cell spreading; signal transduction; neural crest cell migration
Cellular component (GO): microtubule
Molecular function (GO): GTPase binding
Source: RefSeq, a predicted model, not a curated record
GGGGAUCCGUAUUGGCCUGCGUUUCGGGGUGUACUUCGGCAAUUUCCGUCACCACUCGGCUGUGGAUUCACCGCCGACGACGGUGGAAUGCGGUUGCGGGAGCCAGUUGGCAUUUGCCGGCCAGAGGCGGCGGAGAUGUACGCACCGAGCCGGGGGACCACCGCGGCCGCUCGGUGUCCGAGUUGACAGGGCGGUUUUGCGGGGAGAAGGGGACUGUCGUCACUCCUCAAUUCCCUUCCUAGGAAAAGAAUUCCUUGAGGAAAAGAGAGGGGGCGGAAUGAGAGCCUCGGAGGAGCGAGCCUCCAGCAUCAUGGAGACGCGCAUUGCAGACACCGACCGGCGGAGGACCACGACGGCAACUUUUCGGAUCUAUAUCAUCCACCUGCUGUAAAACGUCGCACUUGUGAGGUUCUCUCCCAGAGAGAGAUUUGCUUGGGGAAUGAAAUCUCAUUUAAAAAAAGCAUCCUGAGAAUCGUUACCUACGACUCAAUUCAUAACAAGGCGGCCGAGAGACCCGACAGCAGCAAAAAUGUUUUACGGUUCUUCAUCUGGGGCAAGCAUGUCCUUGCCCUCCAAGAGCCGGCUGAAGCGCCAGAGCAGAACUUUUACGCAGGUCCUGUACCGCACGCUGAGCUACCGUGACCGCGUCCCAGCCGAAGCGGGAACGAACACGCGCAGCGACCGGCGCUCGACGACCGAGCCGCCAGAGCGACCGGAGGAUGACCCGGCAGAGCUCUCCACCCAAAGUUCAGCGCCGGGCGUCCUGAAGAUCUUCGGCGAUGAGAUCUGCGCAGGCGCCAACUACAAGAGCGUCCUGGCGACGCCCCGCUCCAGCGCUCAGGAGCUGGUCAAAGAGGCUCUGGAACGCUACUCGCUCAACAAGGAAUCCGCCCACUCGUACGUCCUCUGCGACGUGAUCGGCCGCCUCGAGGGGGUCGGCGGCGUGUGGCGGACCGAGUGUCUCAGGGCGCUUGGCGACAACGAGAAGCCGCUCCUGUUGCAGGAGUUGUGGAAGCCGCGAGAGGGACACGCGCGACGCUUUGAGCUGCGCAGGAGAGCUGAGGUGGACGAACUCAACGCCAAAGAGAAGGACACCAUCACGGCCGACAUCAACGCUCAAGCCCGCAAGCUGCAAAGGAACCGAGCCAAGGGGGCUCUGACCUUGCCCCGCGCCAGCAACUCCUCCCUGUGUCGUAGCCUCAGCGAGACCAGCCUCAACCAGUUGGCGGUGGGAGAGGAGCCCAAACGCUACUACUCCACUCUUCCCGGGCCCUACCGGGGCCGAGAGGCGGCGUCCGCCGGGCGCCGCAAGGAGGAGGGUGUGCGUCACUCUCUCUACCAGUCGCCGCAUCUUCUGCUGCUUCAGGGGUACAACAAACAGGACUGCCUGGUGUACCUGUUAAACCGCGACCAGCACACGGUGGGCCAGGAGACGCCGUCCGCUCGCCCCAACAUCUGUCUGUUCUCGCCCGACGUCCUGCCGCUUCAUUGCCGCUUGCGCCGCCUGCCCCCCCCGCGCCACCACUCCAAGGCGGAUGAGCUGGAGCCCGACGGCCAGCAGCAGCGCUCGUCCUGCGUGGCGGUGGAACCCGUCCACAACGCCACUGUGUUGGUCAACUUUUCCCGCUGCGAGCGCUCAACCACGCUGCGCCACGGUGACCUGCUCUCCUUUGGGGCGCACUAUAUCUUCCUGUACAAGGACCCCACAGGCGCCAAGCCUCUUCCCGCUCAGACCCUGGCACGCCUCCGCAGCCUGGGCCAGGUCUACGACGGCGGGGCGGAGGAGGGCGGCACGUGCAAGGUGUGCGGGUCGGCGCUCAAAGACAGGGCGGCCGCCGCGGCGGGCGCGACGACGGCGCCGCGGAGCUUCAGGCCACACCCCGUCAAACCUCGGGGUGGUGGGACGGCGGAUGGAGGAAGAGGAGGCCAGAAGAGGAAGCUGCAAUUGGAGUUUGAGCCCACUCACGAAGACCAGCUGCUCAACCGCAUCAUGUCCCUCAUUGAACCUGGUGGAGACGACCACAAGCUGACCCCGGCGUACCUUUUGUGUCUGUGCAUACAACACUCGGCCUCCACAUUCCCGCCGGGAAGCUUCGGAAAACUGCUGCUGAAGAUCGUCCGUCGGAUCCAGACGGUGGCCUGGGAGAAGACAAAGGAGUUAGCCCAGAAGCAAGCUCAGCACCAGGACCCCGCAUCGCUAUCGCUGCUCAGUAUCUCGGACCUGAUCCCGGACUUGCAGACCAUCUUCUUCUGGAUGUCCAACUCCAUCGAAAUCCUGUACUUCAUUCAGCAGAGGGCGCCGUCAUACACGCACAAUAUGGAGACGCUGCAAGGUUCUAAGGAGUCCCUGCUGUCGGCGACCAUUUCUGCCAACGAGGAGGCCAUGAGUAUCCUGGAGGAGGUCAUCAUGUACACGUUCCAGCAGUGCGUCUACUACAUCACGAAGGCUCUUUACGUGGUGCUUCCGGGUCUGCUGGACUGUAAUCCGUUCCCGUUGGACAGCACGGAGCCGUGCUGGAAAGGAGGGGCCGGAUUCCCAGAGCCCGUACGCAGGGUCCUCCAGGUUUUCCAGAGCACCCAAGAUCUGCUGCAGGGCUACCAGGUCCACUCGGAGAUCCAAGCGCAGAUGUUCGCCUACCUCUUCUUCUUCUCCAACGUGUCGCUCUUCAACCAGCUGAUGGACAAAGGUCCAUCUCGUGGCUGGUUCCAGCGUUCCAAAGUUCUGCAGAUGCAGGCCUGUCUGCGGAUGGUGUCGGAAUGGGCCCGCAAGUCGGCCUUGGGACAUCUGGCGGACAAAUUCUUCAUCAAACUCAACAGUGCCAUCUCCAUCCUCACUACACCUCCGCAGCAGCUCACACAGAUGAGCUGGCGAGUGUUGUCCGGCGAGCACUCGGCCCUGAAGCCGGUGCAGCUGCACAGGAUUCUAACCCAGUACCAGAUCACUGCAGAAACCGGACCCGUGGCUGCAUGGCAGCCCGGCAGUGAGGAUGAGGCCUACGUCUACCGCACAGUGGACCUCUUGGAGAGCUUCGAGAACCACCCUCCCAUCGUUCUGCCCAGCGGCGGCUUUGGCGUGGACCUGGACGGUGAAUGUGUGGAGGACAGCGUCUACCGACAGCUGCUCUACGUACGACACUUCUUGUGGGGCCUGCGCGCCAAGAUGCAUGCUAACGCUAACACCACCUAUGCUAACGGCAACAACAACAACGCCGCUGAUGUUCAGAGGGAGUUGGUGCCCCCGCCCUUAGCGCACGAUAGUCCCCGCUCAACCCCCGGUGACGGUGCGGAAGAAAACGGGCGCAGCCAAGGACCACACAGUCUCCGAAGGAACGGGGGUGGUGUCCAUCACCACCACCAUAAUCAUCAUCCUCAUCAUCAUCAGCAGCAGCAGCAGCAUGCCAUGCCAGGGUACCCCGAGGGAGGGGUCGGUGGCGGCGGGCCAGCCCUGCAGAUGAACGGAUGCGGCAAGAAGACCAACGGACUUAUUGCUAAUGGCAUGGAAGGCUUUGUUAAUAGUGGGUGUGAGUUCCCCUUCCCCGUGUCCUCUUCCCCCGGCGCCCCCCCUCUCCCUGAUGACAUGUGUGUGGUGUUUGUAGUGGAACUGGACAAAGGACCGUACGGACUCGGCAUGGGACUCAUCGAUGGCCUGCACACGCCGCUCAACGCCCCGGGCAUCUACAUCCGCACGCUGAUCCCCGAGGGGCCGGCGGCGUCCGAUGGCCGGCUGAGGAUCGGCGAUCGAAUCCUGGCCGUCAACGGGACCAGUCUGAUAGGAGCCGACUACCAGAGUGCGGUGGAUCUGAUCCGCUUGGGAGGAGGUCGCCUCCGCUUCCUGGUGGCCAAGUCGGACCCGGAAGUUUCUGAAAAGAUCAGCGCGUCGUCCUGUUGACGGACGGACGGACGGACCCACGGACCCGGCAGAUAUCCGGUGUGGAAACUUAGCGGCAUAUAUAUAAUCGUUUACAUGCUGGUGCGUAUGUAAAUAAUGUUUGAAAAGAACCCAUCGCUUGCCGAUUGGUCAGUUGGCUGAAUCUCCGCCUACUUUGUUGGUGAUCAUCAACGCGAUGACGCCGCUGACACUUGAACUUUUGAUUCCAUUUUUAUUAUUCGGAUCCCAGCACAUUUUUUUUUUAUAGGCAUGUGUAUCCUGAUGAAAACGGACUAACUAGCGCCCCCUGGACAGUCAUUUAAAAACAGCUGCCCCUGACACCAGUUCCGCCAAUCGAUCGAAAUUUAGGUGGACGCAUCAUCCAUGACAGGACGCACGAAGACGUCUGAAGGACCCGUCCCCAAAGUUGAAGCGGAACUCUGCCAUGUUGGUUUGAAGCAGCCAUUUUGGGUGUAUUAACUCCAUGGCAACCACUCGAUGGGUGGGGGGGAUCUGCAAUGUCAAUCAUGUCAGGAUAACCCUAACCCCAAUUUGUGUCCCAACCAAAAUCACAUCUCCUUGACACAUGGAAUAUGCUAAAUUGACAAGAUGUAUUUUGUUUUCUUUGGUCUACGCUUUUUAAUGUGAGUCGAGCAUGGCAUCAAAGUUUUAUGACUAUUAUGAGGCUUUGCCGUUAAUGAGGCCCCAUCCAUUGUUGUUGGAGCUUUAAUUAUUAUUAUUAUUAUGGUUGUAGUAAAAAAAAAAGUUUUUUUACAUGAUAAAACAUUUCAACGUGUUCAGAAUGUUCCCUCACUUUUUUUUUUAACACCCUUUUCAU